AUGGCCUCCCCAGCCUCUAGACUAUCAUUUCCCUCGACAGUCUUUGGGAUUGCUCAAUACUGGCCGGGAUACAGUCCUGAUCUCAAGCACAUCGUCGUAUUCGGUGCAUCGUAUUGUGACGUUGGGUACUCCAAUCAAUCGCCUCACCCGACCUCGGAACAUCCACUCGGGGUGCCCUUCCCAGGGUAUACGUACGCCGAAGACGGGCAGGCGAACUGGGUAGGGCAUCUCAUCACCGAGCACGGCCCUCAGAGCGCCUCCCAGGAUCCUGCUAGUGGACCGUCUCCGGUGCUCGUGUAUGAUUACGCAAAGGGAGGGGCGACUGUACACGGAGUGGUGCAACAGGUUAAUGAUGGGUUCUUGCGCGUCGGGUCUGCUGGGUGGAAGCCUGAAUGGGCACGAUGGAACUCAAACGAUACAAUCUUCAUGACCUGGGUGGGAAUCAACGACUGCGCAAUCAGACUGAUCCGGGCCGACCGCUUCGUUGCGUCCAUGAAGAUUUACUUUGAAGCCCAAGAUGCAAUCUAUAGCGCCGGCGGGCGUAACUUCCUGUUAAUCAAUGUGCCACCUGUCGGACGCUUCCGUGGCAAGAACUUACCCAAUAAGGACUACGAGACGUGGAAUAAACUCCUGGAGGAUGGCGCGGCAUCGUUUGCCACCGCCAAUCCCGAGGCCACUGUCAUGAUCUUCUCUGCAUGGGACCUCUUUCACGACGUUAUGGACAACCCAGACAAGUACGAAUUCGGCGCAGAGAAAAGAGGGUCAGGCGUCAGUGGGUUUCUCGUGGAUGGCCUGCACCCGACUUCCAAGAUGCACAAUAUCAUCGCUCGGGAGGUAUCCAUCUUCCUGCGAGGUCAGUCGCCGAUAUAG
Molecule: messenger RNA, 870 nt
Organism: Pleurotus ostreatus (oyster mushroom)
Lineage: Eukaryota; Fungi; Basidiomycota; Agaricomycetes; Agaricales; Pleurotaceae
Exons: 5
Coding region: 1-870 (289 amino acids)
Molecular function (GO): hydrolase activity, acting on ester bonds
Source: RefSeq, a predicted model, not a curated record